This is a messenger RNA of Mytilus californianus (California mussel), 4374 nucleotides long. RefSeq names its product plexin-2-like. Gene Ontology annotation, cellular component: semaphorin receptor complex. Lineage: Eukaryota; Metazoa; Mollusca; Bivalvia; Mytilida; Mytilidae. The record is from RefSeq and is a predicted model, not a curated record. Gene Ontology annotation, biological process: semaphorin-plexin signaling pathway involved in axon guidance; regulation of cell migration. Gene Ontology annotation, molecular function: semaphorin receptor activity. Bases 289 to 2571 code for a protein of 760 amino acids. The transcript has 17 exons.
GGCUUUAAUUUUUUACAAAGCAAAAACAUUAAUUUCACCAGCAAAACAUUUAUAAAUAAAACGGGUAUAUUUGUACGUUACUUGUGAACAAAUAACAAUCCACAUAAUCAUAAAGUCUAACUAAACUGAUCAUAAAUUAAGACUUAAGUUAAACUUAAACUUCAAGUUUGUGACAUCUGCUGAUUUUUUUUCCAGGACCAUCUUGAAUACAUUCAAGUUCAACUAUUGUUUGAUCCAGAUAUUUUAUUUUAUGACGUCAUUUGUAGAAAUAAAUUUAGUGAUGGUCAGAUGAUGAAGUCAUAUGAACAUUAUGAAUGUUUUUUGUCGGUUGGCGAUGAACCAUUCCAUUUGAAUGUGACAUUUAACUCUACGGAAGUCAUCAUAGCAUCAACAACUGUAAAUGUAAUUAAAUGCUCUGCGUUCCACAGUUGCGGUGCAUGCGUAAAUACAACGGCUUGUUUUUGGUGUCUUGACGCUGUAUCCUGUGUUAGACAUGCAGCAACCUGUAUUACCGCAGUUAACAUUUCGAUGACAGAAAACCAAUGUCCAAGAUUAACAAGUACUAAGGUAUUGAUACAGGCUAGCGGCAAAACUGAAAAUUUGAUGAUAAAUGUCGUUAAUUUAUAUAAAUAUGGUAAUAGCACGGAGAAACUGCGAUGUGUUGUUGGUGAUGAGGAGUACGCUGUUGUGGUAUACGACUCAUAUACUGUUGUAUGUCAGGAUAUUAAGGCCCCUAAAUCAGACAUAACGAAAUUGUAUCUUGAGUAUGAUGGUUCAAGGUUAGAUAAUGCUGCCGAUGUAGAAGUUUAUGGAUGUAAUGACUUUAGUAGCAGUUGCGGAGUUUGUAAAUAUCAUAAAACCCAGGGGUUCAAAUGUGAUUGGUGUGGAUCAUGCAAAACUACAAUUGAUGGUGCACCAGAGAAAUGUAAACAAGACGAAUUUGUUCAAUGUCAUCUUUCAGUAUCAGAGGUGUAUCCAUCUGCAGGGCCUGAAUUUGGCGGAACUGUGAUUAACAUUACUGGAAGUAAUAUUGGUAACAGAGGAGAUAAUAUUUCAGUUACCAUAAAUGGUGUUGAUUGCGAAAAUGUGACAGUUAUAAAACCAUCUACUGUUAUCAGUUGUUUAACUUGCAAUGCAUCUGCAAGCACACAGAACGGAAUAGAAGUCACGGUAAAUGAAGUCCUUAGCCCUUUAGCAAGACACAAAUACACUUUUCGGAGUCAACUUGAAUUAUUAACCUUUUCGCCGAGCAGAAGUAUUUUAUCUGGAGGAAGAAAGAUAUCAAUCCGAGGAACAAAUAUUGGUUUUAUGGGAAGUCGCUACAACGUUUUAUUUUGUAAUGACAUCAAAUGUAUACAGUGCAGAUUUCUUCAAAUUGAAGGAGACCAUACUUUGACAUGCAAUAUGGAUGGAUCAGAUAGUGUCAUUACUUUAACAUAUUUGAGUGUUACUAUUGAUGGAAAUACACAUCUUACCCUCAACAAAGAGUUCAUGAUUGUUGCCGAUCCAUUAGUUGCCCCUCUGUCUGUAGACAGUUCUUCUGUAUUUCGAAGUGGAGGACAAAAACUAACUGUAACAGGAACUGGCUUUUUGAACGUAGGGGUUGUUAUGGUAGACACUCCAGUAAGAAUGAUACAAGAUGCUGUUCCAUGUACAAUAAUAUCUGAUAGCAUUGUAGUAUGUAAAUCUCCACCGUAUGUGAAAUCAGAUUUCGAAAGAAGGAAAAGAGCAGCUGUACAAAACAUUUAUGUUCAUUUUGAUAGUUAUAGAGUAUCCUUGGGAGUAUUUUAUGUGGAUGAUCCUCUGUUGGAGAAACUAUCAAAAGUUUUUGUAUAUCUCAGUAAUGCAAUCUUAGAAAUCAAGGGUCGUGGAUUAUUAGAAGGUGCUAGACCUGAUGAUUAUUUCAUACGCGUAGGUUUGGAUGGUUUAUGUCUAAUUACAGAUAUAAACAAUGACAACAUCACAUGUCUACCACCCAAAACAAAACCGCGUACAAAUACCGGAGAUUUAGUGUUUAUUGUGGUUGUCGUUGGGAACAUUAAUGAACAUGUUGGAUAUUUGCGGUAUGAAUCUUCUACCAGUGAAAAUAAUAAUAUAGUUCUUUAUGGAGUAGCUGGAGGUGUAAUUAUAGUAGUUUUGGUUAUCAUAUCAGUUGUCGUUCUUAUGAUGCGGCGUUCAAUGAAAAGGAAAAUAGACAAGACAAAGACUGAAAUGAAAGAAAUGAAGGAAGAAAUUAGCAAGAUUAUCGUCAAAGAGGAUGGAUUGUCUGCAGGAAUAGCGAACUCAAGGAUGGAAUUUGUUGAGCCUUACGACGAAGUUUAUGAUGAAAUAAAUGCAGAGGAAGAAUCAAAUAGCAACUCAAAUAGAAACACAUAUUUAGAUGUUACUUCUGGAUAUGAAGAUCUCGGACAAGUGUCAGCAACGAACCCGUAUAAUCAGCUACAUCAAGCGAAUACUGAAGACCUUAAUCAAGAAGUGGCGAAUACUGAUAACCUUACAAGUACACAACUAUCUUCUAAUGACUUUGCACAAUUCGAGAAUUACAUGGAACCGGUUGAUACAACAAAUUAAAGCAACAACUCAAAUAUUGUGUCCGUUAACUGCAAAUAAUAUGAAAUCUAACGGAUUGAGAUAAACUUUCAACAGAUGAUGAACCUAAACACAAUUACUUGAAUAUAUCCAUAUCAAAUAUGAAAUGUAUUUGUUUUUAUCAAGAUUUUUUUUUCUAUCUAUGUGCCUAAUUAUCCCCAAAACUAGAUUUAAAUCAAACACUACUGAACAUCAAAACAUUCAAAACUUUCAUUUUGCAAUUUUUAAUUCAGAAUUAGAUAUGCUAAAUUCACUCAUCAAGCAUGAUUUCCUCUCGCGUAGAUAUUUCUUACUGUCAGAUGAAAGCACAUUCCCGGAUUUCAUUGAAAUGUUUUAUGACCAACGCUUAUACACCUUAAUGAAACAAAAAAAUGUACAGGGAGGUGUAAAGCUCUAAAAAGAUCCAACAGAGAUAGCGCAGAUACCAUGUCAAACUCAAUCUAUUUUUGAAUUGCAUUGAAUACAGUUAUAAAUGUUACAGAAACUGAUUUUUCUUUUUAAAGACAACCUUUUUAGAAACAAGUACUGCUACAUAUGCUUGGACAUCAAUUCAUUUUAAUCUUGAUCAGAGGUAUUCUGGUACACAUAAUAAAAAGAUGAUUAUAGACAAAUCUGCACGGUAAUGCGUGUCUCUCUGACCAACCAUCGUCAAUGUAUUUAUAUUAUGCUCUACAUGUAUUUAUUAUGUUAUAAUUUAAUUUUGGAUGUAACACGUCUUCUGAUUAGCUGAAAGUGUUUUGUCUAUCAUAAAAACAUAAUUUUAUCAUGUGACCGUAACGUCACCAACGUUUUUUCUGUCUUCAAAAUGUACUACUUUAAAAUCGAAUUUAGAAUUAAAUUAUAAGGAAUUACUGUAUUAUUUUUUCUGUCUAUUCGAAAUUACCUAAAAAAUGUUAUUUCUUCAUAGACAGAAAAAAUAUUACAGUCAUUCCUUAAUUAUUUUAAAUACACAUGAUUUGUAUUGUCUUCUUUCAAAUAGUCUAAAUUUUACUUUCGUCUUCUGAAAUAUGUUUGUUUUAAUUGUCUUUAAUAGUUUUCACAAUUUUAAAACCUGAAAACCAUAAUAGAAAAUUUAUGAAAAGUGUAUCCUGCACAUCACACUGACGCGCAUAUAAAUAUAUAUUAACUAGAUUCAAUUGUAGAAAUCAUUAAUGCAUACAUGUAGGUUACCGUUGGUUUUUUUUAAUAUUUCUCCUUUAAAUGCCUUUAUAUUUAAAGGUUUCUCGUGUGGUUUGCACUUUUUUAACGGGUCAAAGUUCAAUAAAAACGAAACAUUUACUGCUUUCCUCUGCUUUCGCUUUUGUGGUGUCUCAAAAACAAAAAUAUAACUCUAUUCUCGACAAUAAUAUUUAAAUAUGUAAACACUCGUUAUACUCACUAAAUUUUCACAAGAGGAGAAAUAUCAUACCACAAUCGCUGCAGUGAUUGUGUGUUUGUAUCUGUAUGUUGGAUACAUGAAUAUUUGUUUUUCAUGAAAUGUUGUUAUCUUAAAAAAAGAUAUUUCAUACAUGAACUAAUAUGUUUUCUUAUCCAUUUGUUUAUCUUUUCUAUAUAUUCAAAUACAACAAAUGGUGCAUAUAUAGAAAAAACUAACAUGUGUUCUUUAAAUCAUUUUUUUAACACUUGAAUAUUCUUUAAAUCAUUUUAUAAACUGACUAUAUUAUAUGGUCAUGGAAACACGUAUUUUCUAAACUGUCUUCUACAGCAAUAUGGUGCGCCGAAUAACCUGGAAGUAACUGGAAAUUUUAAAUUGUUGAAUUGUUUUUAAUUAUAUGAUACAGACUG